Molecule: messenger RNA, 5868 nt
Organism: Drosophila melanogaster (fruit fly)
Lineage: Eukaryota; Metazoa; Arthropoda; Insecta; Diptera; Drosophilidae
Gene: Zmynd8
Product: zinc finger MYND-type containing 8
Exons: 9
Coding region: 356-5350 (1664 amino acids)
Biological process (GO): negative regulation of DNA-templated transcription; regulation of DNA-templated transcription; chromatin organization
Cellular component (GO): chromosome; nucleus
Molecular function (GO): zinc ion binding; histone H3 reader activity
Source: RefSeq, marked reviewed
GGACUGUUGUCAUCUGGCAGCACUGUUACUUCGGGAAAAAAUAAAAUACAACAAAACCAUUAAUUAAACUAGGAAGGCGCUGCGUUACAUCAAUUGAGGGCGCCGAUCGUCGGACAAUCGCCGUACGUAGAAGGCUCGAAAACCGGCGUUUGGAGACAGCGAUCUGAAAGGCGUCCAGUCAAAUCUGCGAUUUUCGCACACAGCCCUGAGAAAUUGAUGCGACAGAGGAAUCUCGCCCAGAAACAGAUCGGACCGAAAUAAAUCGCUCAGUUAUGGUUCCCACUUUCAAAUCACCAGGGGAGAGUGGUAACAGUGAGGCUUCCUAACGUGAACAUCGCAGUCUUUCGCACAGAGCAUGGAAAGCACGGACAGCAGCGACAGCAGUGGGGAUAGCUUAAAAUCCAUUCCCCGGCCGGACUUUGAGGCCCUCUCCGCCAUCGGCAGCCCACAGCCGCAGUUGCAGAGCUCCUCGCUGGAUGGCCACGUCGAGAUGGAGCCGGUCAUCAUGCCCAGCAAGCGUCAAAAGUAUAUUGUCAGUGCUCCGCCUGGGUCGGCCAACUGCAGCAGUAACUCAUCCAGUUCGAGUCCCUCGAACAUCAACGUGGGCUCCUCGCUUACCAUGAAGUUGACGAAGGUGCAGCCACAACAGCAUCAGGCUAAGUCCUCCACGCCAAACAACAAAGGCAAAGUAGCCAAGGAAAUGGUUGCUCUGCAGCGCUCACACAUCGAAUCCGAGGUCCUCAGCAACUUUGUGACUGGGGUGUCCAAGCUGAAGAGUCGAAAGUCGCGAUAUGUGCCCGGGAAUCUCGCCACUCAGGCAGUAGGUGGAGAGCUGUCCCGCAGCUUAAAUACCUCCUCCGAAAACGAAAACAAAUCUCUAAAGGUUGCCCUUAAGCGGAGCAGCAGCAUUCCAGCCCCCAUCCUCGACUCAGAUGACGACUGGCAGGACGAGGACAUCGCCUGGGGCGUAACGACCUGCAGGCCGAGAGGACGAUCGAUGGCCUUUGAAGAUGGCGAGCGGCUGGCAAAUCUAAAUGCGGAGGACAGAAACAUCGUUCCCGCAUACUCAAUGGCCACCCGCUGUCGGUCACGAAGCAAAACUCUAUCCUUGAGCAACAGUUGGAGCAAUGAUGAUAAGGGUCCCCGACGCAGCAACCUACGCAGCGAGAACGAGGAAUUCGCGAAGAAGCAUAAUGCUUUUCUUGAUCGCAUAAUCCACGAUGACCGGGAAUCGGAACUGGCGUUGAACACAUCCGGCGAAGGCGAAAGCUCGCUCUUCUCGGAUGCCAGUGACACAAAGACGACCACGGCCAAAACCCCAGAGGAGGAGGCGGCCGAGCGGCUGGCUCUCAUAUAUGAGGAGCCACCUACGCCCGGCUGGGACCCGUUCUGCUGGAAGUGCCGAGGGUGCGGCAAGCUAAUGCCGUGCUCCAAGUGCCUGCGAUCCUUUCACUCUUACUGCGUCCGACCUGCCACCACCAAGUUCGACUCCUCCUGGAAGUGCCCCGAGUGUCAGGUUAUAGAGGCGGCCCCCAAGAGACUGCGGCGCAAUGGAGUUUCGGUGGAUCUACUAAGCCAGCUGCUUUCCUUCGCCCUGGACCGUAUGAAGCAUGUGCGCGGGGCACAUAAGCUACGGUCGCCGCUAGAGGUUUUUCCGUUGACGUACAAAAAGUUUUUUGUGAACCCGGUGAGCUUCGAGAGCCUGGCGCAGUGCAUCCGCAAUGGGGCCUACCAAAGCACAGACGAGUUUCUGAGCGAAGUGAAAUGGAUACAGCAUAACGCUCUCAUCCUGGAUGCCGGCGAUGCCAAAGUGGAACAGGCCUCAAAGGCUGUGGUGAAGGUAUGUCGACAGGAGGCCAACGAAAUCGACACCUGUCCCGAAUGCUAUCUAAAUGCCAAUUCCAGCGACGAGUGGUUCGUGAAGGUGUGCCGGCAUCCGCAUCUCCUUCUCUGGGCGAAACUAAAAGGAUUUCCCUAUUGGCCCGCGAAAGCCAUGGGUUCAUCAAACUCAACUCUGGUGAAUGUGCGAUUCUUCGGCAAACACGACCGAGCUUUCGUGCCCGUAAAGGACUGCUUUCUUUAUUCGGCUCAAAAUCCAAACACGCAAACCAGCCGGAGAUCGGCAAGGGAUUUGGCGGAAUGCAUAAGGGAGGUUGAGAUUCACAUCGACCACAUCAAGCGCAAGAUUGGCGCUUUCAAUUAUGCUCCCUAUCGCACCCCUUACGAUCCUCUGGAAGAGCAACAACAACUGGAGCAGAUGAUGCCAGGCGUGUAUGCGGCUAUCGACCGGGAACUGGAGCCGGCUAAUAAGACACCGCUGCAGUUUCUUAUACGCAAGACCGCGGACGAUAAGCUCUCCAUCGUCAAGAAAACAAAGGCGACAGAAUCGGGAAACGAAUCGGAUCAAUCGCCAAGUCCUACAAAAAAACUUUCGGAGGUUGAUGUUGUUUCUGUAACAGGGUCCGGAUGCAGCGAUCACUCAAAUGUGAAGAGCAACAACUAUGAGGUUAUAUCCAGAUCUGGGGAAUCCUUGACCGACUCUCGUUGCAAGGUGUUGCUCAAAAGGAAAUCAUUAGCUGCCAAAAUAGUUGCAGAAUCCGUUGAAACUUCAGAAGCGGUGGCUCCGAAACGCAAGCACUCUCUAAGUGAUGCCAGUUUCACCAGCGAAUCCAGCGAACACAAACGAAAGUCAAAGCAUGCUAGGAAACAACACGAUAAUCAGGAUAAUCAAAUUGAAGAGGCAGAAAAAACUGGCCAAGAGCCCCCAAAAUCUCCUACAAUCUCAAAACAGAAUGAAAAUUUACGAGAUGAAGAGAAUGUCAUAGAAAAUGCUGCCAAUGAUACUUCCUCGGCAUCCCCGGUAUCUGCGUCUGUGGUUUCUGUGGUGGAAUUGGUCAGACGACGCCAGGGAGUGACCAUCACAAAGAUACCACGCGAGCAACAGCAGACAGCAGAGGACACAGCUGCUGUUCCCAUUCCUCUUCCAACAGCUCCACCUCCCAAACAGAAUAUCCCAAAAGGGAAUGAAGCAGCAAACCCAAAACAAUCUGAUGUCGAGAGACAACAAGAACAGCUCAUCAAAAAAGUUAUUCCGUUUAUAGAAAUUAAAACAGAGGUGAUGUCGGAGCCAGAUGACGAAGGAAUAGAGGAAGCGUCACCGGCUAAUCAACCUCAAACUGAUCAAGUUCCCUUGCAACAGGAGACAAUUACAGCACAGCCGGAAUCUCAAAUGCCAGCUGCCGCGCCGGCUCCCCAACCCAAGCCAGUGGAUAAUGCACCUUUUGAAGAAGUCAGAAUCAAGGAAGAGAUUCUCAGCGAAGAUGAAAUGGAAACGGAACAGUCUAUUGUGAGUCGGAGGUUGAAAUCUGUGCCACCUAUGCCAUUGCCUAUGCCCCCGCCUCCUCCUUUACCGCCAAGAGAGGAAUCACCCGCGACAGCUGAUUCGGUUCGAUUUGUGGGCGACACCACGAUCCAAAGGGUAAGCCAGAAACAGGGAGGCAAGUCCACGGAUACGGGCGGAAAACGUAAAGGUGUUCAACAAGUUCCCAUAGCAGGUAUACCCCAGGCACCCUCUCCAACUCACUCGCCCCUUCUGUCAACCGCACCUUCACCUUCGGCAUCACCAAAGCCAACUAGCACGCUUGCUGUUAGCAAGCCACCGCCUCCGCCACCGCCCAAGGGAAAGUCUGCGUCACACCUUCAAUUUCGAGGAAAAAACGAUCGUAUCCCAACCUCCCCACCGGCGACUGCUCCACCAGCCACAAACACGUCUUCUUUGCUCCGAUCCAACAUGGUAGUGAUUCCAGUGGAGCAAGGCGGCAGCUGCAAUGCACACAGCCCGAUGACUAUCCCGGUUCCACCAUUAAGGGCCGUUUCAAAGAACACACUGCAGAAUACCUCAACGGGAUCAACUUCCUCUUGCGUUCCCAGCUCAGUCUCGAUGCCCCCACCUUUAGCCGGAUUGAGUAUUCCUCCAGUGGCCACUCCCACAUCACAAGAAGAAUCAAUUACUAACAGUGGACAACCUGUGGGUCUACUGGCUAGCGCUUUGAACGGAACGGCAAACGACGUCUUGUCCAGUGAUUCCAUUCCUAAUGAUCCCAUAACUCCGGGCUUGGCCACGGCAUUGAGUGAAAUGCUCCUGCACACCGGUGUGCCAAAGUUGAUAGCUCGUCCACGCGGGGCUCUCCGAUCGGAUGGUUCACAAAUCUAUCCCUCGCAAGCCGGACCGGUCUCGCAAAAAUUGAAGGAGAACGCACACAAGAUAACCGACUACUUCAUCUCCGUCAUCGAGGACACGCUUAGCGACAUGGCUACAGGGGACCAAAGUGUCCUGCAAGCCCGGAUUGCCGGCCUGUCGCUGGAGAACGAGCGUCUGAAGCAGCACUAUGACCGUCAAAUAAACGACUUACAUCGCACGAGCGAGCUAAUGAUUUCCGAAAUGCGAAAGACUUUGGAGCAAGAGCACAAACGCGUGAUCUCCGAACUGCGACAGCAGAACGCCAUCGAGCUGAUGCGGGCGGUCGAGGAGGCAAAGCGGAAGCAGUGGUGUGCGAAUUGCAUGCGUGAGGCGCAGUUGUACUGCUGUUGGAACACAUCCUACUGUGACUAUCCCUGCCAGCAGCUUCACUGGCCUGGACAUUCUGCCACUUGUGGUCAGUCUGUGCCACCUACAAUUCCAGUUCCACCUUCAGUUCCGACUCCGAUUAUAGAACCUGGACGUGCCAAAGCUAAAGUGGCCACGCCAACGGCAACUCCGUCAAUUACAAACCCAAGCCCCAGUUCGCAGAUAAUGCGAACAGUAGCCGCCUGUCCAUCUGCACCACCUAGUGCCAACGCUUCCAGUUCCAAAAAGUGGCCGCCUAUGAUGACGUUAAUGAAUCAAUCCAAUCAGGAGGCCAUGCUCAAGCUGCCCGCCACUACAUACCUUCGGCCAGUGGUCAGCACGACGAUGACAGCUCCCGUGACUGCUCCGCAACCAGCAAACAACAACAGCACGAACGUAAUAAUGGCACCCACACCACCGCCAGGAAAUAAUCUGGCCACUAUAAUCUCCGCACAGCGGAAUCCCCCCAACUACAACGCCAAGCACCCCAAUCCAGCGAUGCCCGUGCAACGCUUUAAUAUUCCUUUGCCCAUCACCGUAAAUUCGAAUGCACCCUUUAUGAUGGCAGAGCAGCAUCAGAAGCAAGUACCAAAAGCUACUGGUCGCUCAGGUAAAAACAAUAGCCGAAUGCGCCAAACUUACAGCAACAAUAUCAACAACAGCAACCCGCAGGGUAUGCGCUGCAACAACAACCCGCAGGCUAUCCGCCAGAAUCAAAUGAAUCAACAGGUAUUCCAGCCAUAAAUCAUACAUACGACAAGUAAAAUUCGCGAUAAUUUUUCACCUGGAAAGAAGACUACCUGUAAUUCAGAUAAUAAUUUCUUUGAUAUUCCGGAGAAACUCAUUAAGAGAUCGAUUUACUUGGCCGAUCCCACAAACGGUCAUCGCAUAUAUAUAAAUCGAUAUAUAUAUAUAUAUAUAUAUUUAUCAUUUCCCCGAGCGCAGCUAAUGACUAUGGUUUUCUUAUAGAUUAAGUUUAAAUACGAAAGUGUAAAAUAAUAUUACCGUUCAAUAAUUACUUUUAAGAUUUCGAUAAACCUUGAUCUAGUAUUGCUGGUUUUACUGUAACUUAACCGCGUAGUAAGUAAGACUCAUUGUGAAGCCAUCAGAUGGACUUGGCCUAAUCAUAGCAACUAGUAGUCUGUAAGGGCAUCUCAAUUUCAUUUUAAUUUUGAUAACGCUGUAAAUCGCAUUCUCAUCUUUUUUUUACAUACAUUGUAUGUAUAUUUAAAGCUAAGCUGCAAAAUAAAUAAAGGACAAUU